CGUCACGGAUUGGGCGUGGCCAACUGUCAGUGCGAGAACUGGGCAGGCGUGGAGCGAGAGCUGUGUCAGGCGCAGUGGGCGGAGCAGUCGGGCGCUGAGCCCGGUGUUAUGGCGGCGGCUGCGGGCACUGUGAAUGAAUUCUCCGGGUGGCAGAGGACACAAGAAGAAACCGGUGACCCCAGCGGCAAACAACGGACCCGGGGCCCCAGCACCGCCCUCUCGCUCGGAGUCUCCGGUACAGGGCGCCCCGCCUUCUCUUCAUAAGCGGAACCUGUUCGUGUUUUCCUAUCCCUUGCUCGCCGCCUUCUCUCUCCUCCGGUUUCUCGCCUUCCAGCUCGGCCUGCUCUUCGCCUGGUGCUGUGAACGCCUCUCCCGGAGGGUCAUGACGGACAAGAAGCUGCCCGCGGCCCGGACACUGAGUGAGACACGGAUGGCUGGGCCGCAGGAGCCGGAGGUGGUGCGGGGAUACCACCAGCAGGCCUUCCACUACAUCUCUAUGGCUCUCCGGAUAGACGAGCAGGAGAGAGAUCAAAAGGAACAAGCUAUUGAAUGCUACAAAAAAGGUAUUCGAGAGCUCGAGAAAGGAAUUGCAGUGCAAGUUAGUGGACAAGGGGAGCAGUAUGACCGAGCGCGACGUCUACAAGCAAAAAUGACAACAAACUUGCUCAUGGCAAAGGAUCGCUUACAGUUAUUGGCUACUCUGCAAGCAGAUAUGCAAGGUCAGAACAAGCAAAUGGAGGUGUGUAGUGACAGUACUAACCUACCUUGCCGCAAUGGACAUCUCAAGCCAGAAAAAGGUGCAGUUCCAAAAAAGAGAGACCCUGCCGCUGUUACCAGCAACUUUGUCCCAAGGGCAAAAGUCACCCCCAAAGCUAUGUCCCCUGGUAUUUCCAGUGCACCUAGGAUACCAAACUGUACUACUUCAUCCUCUUCUGUUAAUAGACAAACUGGUUCAAAUCUUCCAGCUCAUAGGGGAACUGGAGUUAAACAUGCUAGACCAAACAAUAAACCAACAACGCCAACUACAGGUCUCAGGAAAAAAGAUAUGAAGAAUUUAAAAAAUGUUGACAGCAACCUUGCGAACCUGAUCUUGAAUGAAAUUGUUGACAAUGGGCCCUCUGUGAAGUUUGCUGACGUUGCGGGACAGGAGCUUUCUAAGCAGGCCUUACAGGAAAUUGUUAUACUUCCAUCUAUUCGUCCAGAGUUGUUCACUGGGCUUAGAGCACCUGCUCGUGGACUUUUACUGUUUGGUCCUCCAGGAAAUGGAAAAACAAUGCUGGCGAAGGCGGUGGCAGCUGAAUCAAAUGCAACCUUUUUUAAUAUAAGUGCAGCUAGUCUCACCUCUAAAUAUGUAGGAGAAGGUGAAAAACUAGUGCGAGCACUCUUUUCUGUGGCUAGAGAACUACAGCCAUCCAUUAUUUUUAUAGAUGAAGUGGAUAGCCUUUUAUGUGAAAGGCGAGAAGGAGAACAUGAUGCAAGCAGGCGAUUAAAAACUGAAUUUUUAAUAGAAUUUGAUGGUGUACAGUCAGGAGGGGAUGACAGAGUUCUUGUUAUGGGAGCAACUAACAGACCUCAGGAGCUGGAUGAAGCAGUUCUCAGGAGAUUUACGAAAAGGGUUUAUGUCUCCUUACCAAAUGAAGAGACAAGACUGGUACUUUUGCAGAAUCUCUUAAGUAAGCAAGGAAACCCACUUACACAGAAAGAGCUGGCACAGUUGGCUAGGCUGACUGAAGGAUACUCUGGAAGUGAUAUAACAGCACUGGCAAAAGAUGCAGCUCUUGGACCCAUAAGAGAGCUAAAGCCUGAGCAGGUGAAAAAUAUGUCUGCAAGUGAGAUGCGGAACAUCAAAUUUUCUGACUUCCAGAAUUCCUUGAAGAAGAUAAAGUGCAGUGUGAGUGGUGCUACACUGGAGUCUUAUAUCCGAUGGAAUAAAGAAUUUGGUGACACUACAGUAUGAAAGCCAGAACUGUGUUUUUGCUUUGUCGAAGAGUUCAUAGACCAGCUUGCUCAUUGUCAAGCUUGACAGUGGAAGCCUUUGGCAAUGUGUACAUUUUCAAAAGGAAAUGAAAGAAGAAUAAUAAAUUAAAAAGCAAACCCUGAAUCGCGUGCACUAAAACUCUAACGAUGAAAAUGAUAACUUUGGGAAUAUUAACAAGACUUUUUUUAACUGUAGAUUGCAGUUUAAUUCAUAUGGUAUUUCUUAUUGGCUUGAAUGAGCUGAAAGAAGAAAUCUCCAUGUGUGCAGAAGUGAUAUUUACAUGGGUAGUGGCAACCUUCCUGUGAAAUGAUGAGCUCGUGCGCAGAGGAAUUGCAUAGUGGAAGACCUGUGCCUUGAGUUCACAUUCUUCUGUGCCUGCCCUCCUUUUUAAUAAUCCGAUACCUUAUACACUCCUGGUUGUUUACGAACUGUGACUUUUUUGUAAAUGUUCAUUAGUUGGGAAAGAAGAGACCAUGGGUCAAGGUUUUGGUUUACAACAGUAGUACUUCUUACGAUCAUGUGCCAAAAGGAACAGUUUUGGUGGCACAACAUACCAAGAGGAAUAAUAGCACAUGAAAAAGAAUCUGAAGCAGCUGGCUUGCUUUGUCAACAUCACUAAGUGGUGUGGUCCUCUUUUGUAAUGUGAGUCUUCAAACAAAAGCAUUUGUUACAGUGUUACAGUAAUUCUGGCAUCUCGAAUACCGUUCUUGAGAAUGUAUCCACCAAAUAUAUGAAGAAUGGUGCUAGAUCAGUUCUUCAGACAACACUUUUAAGAAUAUUUUUUCUUGUUUCCUUUGCUUGCCCAUUAAACCUGCUCCGAGACUUCAAGAUGACCAUUUCAAUUUGCAAUAUAGUUGUAUUAAACAUCUUACUCUUAGAAUAUAAAUGCUGUUUGAGAAUGCAAUGUGCUAAACUGCAGACUUAAUAUUGACACAACUGAUUUGGUGUUUUCAGGAUUUUUUUAUUGAAUUGAAGAGGAAAUGUUUAGAAAAGUACUUACUAAGAAAUAUUUUCCUUUAAUCUCUGUAUCGAAGUCCAGCCACAAGGAUGAUAAACAUUGUAUUUCUUUUUUAAAUUUGUCUCAACAAAAUAAUACCCUGCCACCAUUUGAAUCAAUAUAAAUUCUCUUAUUUAUGUUUAUUUUUUUUUUCUUUGGGUUUGAGGAAUGUCUUUUGUCUGUUAAAUUUAAUAUAUGUAAACUAUGUUAAAACUAAUGUUUGUCAAUUGUAGUGAUCUAUAAUCUGCCCAAGUGGUCAAAUGUUAAAUGAAGAGGAUUCACAAUAAAAAUCGGAUGGGCAAAGUGUGUUUUCUGUAUUCCACU
Hyla sarda is the source of this 3299-nucleotide messenger RNA. It is a transcript of the gene SPAST, whose product is annotated as spastin. The record is from RefSeq and is a predicted model, not a curated record. The transcript is spliced from 17 exons. Gene Ontology annotation, cellular component: microtubule cytoskeleton. Gene Ontology annotation, molecular function: microtubule severing ATPase activity; ATP hydrolysis activity; ATP binding. Lineage: Eukaryota; Metazoa; Chordata; Amphibia; Anura; Hylidae. Bases 134 to 1957 code for a protein of 607 amino acids.